This is a messenger RNA of Mastomys coucha (southern multimammate mouse), 1101 nucleotides long. RefSeq names its product DnaJ heat shock protein family (Hsp40) member C27 (gene Dnajc27). The record is from RefSeq and is a predicted model, not a curated record. The coding region runs from base 196 to 1017 and encodes 273 amino acids. Gene Ontology annotation, molecular function: GTP binding; GTPase activity. Lineage: Eukaryota; Metazoa; Chordata; Mammalia; Rodentia; Muridae. The transcript has 7 exons.
UCCGCUCGCCCUCCGCGGCUCGCCGCUUCCCAACCGCCCGCGUCCGUCCGCGGCCAGGCAGCGGCGGGGAUGGCGAGCCGCGGAGCCGGGGCGGUGUCGAGCGCAGCGGCUUCGUCAUUGGGCGAGGAGGCCUGACGGACGGGCUGACUGGUGCAUAAGGACACCACAACCCACGGCCCCGACAGAGCGAGGGCGAUGGAGUCUAACGUGCCGAAGCGGAAGGAGCCCGCUAAGUCCCUCCGCAUCAAAGUCAUCUCCAUGGGCAACGCCGAAGUGGGGAAAAGCUGCAUUAUAAAGCGCUACUGUGAGAAGAGAUUUGUGUCUAAAUACCUGGCAACCAUCGGGAUUGACUAUGGAGUCACGAAGGUCCAAGUCAGAGACAGAGAAAUCAAAGUUAACAUCUUUGACAUGGCUGGACAUCCCUUCUUCUUUGAGGUCCGAAAUGAGUUUUACAAGGACACACAAGGUGUGAUACUGGUCUAUGACGUUGGACAGAAAGACUCAUUUGAUGCCCUUGAUUCAUGGCUGGCAGAAAUGAAGCAGGAGCUUGGGCCUCACGGGAACAUGGACAACAUUGUCUUUGUUGUUUGUGCCAACAAGAUUGACUGCUCCAAACACCGCUGCAUUGAUGAGAGUGAGGGGCGUCUCUGGGCUGAAAGCAAAGGGUUCCUGUACUUUGAAACAUCAGCACAAACUGGAGAGGGAAUCAACGAGAUGUUCCAGACCUUUUACAUGUCCAUAGUUGACUUGUGUGAAAAUGGCGGGAAGCGUCCUACCACACAUAGCAGUGCUAGUUUCACCAAAGAACAAGCAGACACCAUUCGCAGAAUCCGAAACAGUAAGGACAGCUGGGAGAUGCUGGGAGUCAGACCUGGGGCCUCAAGGGAGGAAGUUAAUAAGGCCUACCGGAAGCUGGCUGUGCUGCUUCAUCCGGACAAGUGCGUAGCCCCUGGCAGUGAAGAUGCUUUCAAAGCAGUUGUGAAUGCCAGGACAGCCCUCCUGAAAAACAUCAAGUAGAGGCAGAGGAAACUACAAGCAAGCUCAAAUGCAGACAGACUCCCCUUGAGGUGAAACAACCAGCAUGGAGUUUUCCUUCACAAA